Molecule: messenger RNA, 216 nt
Organism: Eimeria necatrix
Lineage: Eukaryota; Apicomplexa; Conoidasida; Eucoccidiorida; Eimeriidae
Exons: 2
Coding region: 1-216 (71 amino acids)
Source: RefSeq, a predicted model, not a curated record
AUGGUCGUGAUGCGAAUGCAGAACGUGAGUAAGGAACUCACGGAAUUGCGGGACGCAGAUGCGCCACAGUCCAUGAACGCGGAUGUGCAGGCAAGGCUCUACGUAGCGAAAGGUGUUAGGAAGACCGGGACGGCGAGACAAGGCGUCGGCAACUUGAUUGCGCGCGCCUUGAACAUACGUGAUGUGCAAAUCCGGGAACUCCGCAAGAAAGUCUAA